AUGGUUUUAUCGCCUGGAUUGGAUUCUGCCCGUGAUUGCUCCUCCGCUCCUCUCCUCCGUCCACCUGCCAGUCCCAGUCUCUUCUUCUCUACCCUAUCAUUCGCGUCUCCCCUCUCCAUCACCAGCCCAGUCGCCGGGAGAUCACUGAGGUCAUACUUGGCUUCUCUGAAUAUCUUCCCUUGGAAUCAUCUCGACGGGUGUCUGCAAUCUGACCUUGAUUCGACCGGACACCCUUGCCCCAACCUCGGCAUUCACAACCCCCCACUGUCCCUUUUCGGUCUGAUCCACUUUCUUUUCCUGGUCCAUUUUGGGUCAUUUCACACACACUUUCUCUCUCCACCAACAGUACGGACAUCACAUACACACGACUGA
Penicillium oxalicum is the source of this 372-nucleotide messenger RNA. RefSeq lists its product as uncharacterized. NCBI's taxonomy places the organism in Eukaryota, Fungi, Ascomycota, Eurotiomycetes, Eurotiales, Aspergillaceae. Bases 1 to 372 code for a protein of 123 amino acids. The transcript has a single exon. The record is from RefSeq and is a predicted model, not a curated record.